Hirsutella rhossiliensis is the source of this 1494-nucleotide messenger RNA. Its product is annotated as RNA recognition motif domain-containing protein. The transcript is spliced from 2 exons. Lineage: Eukaryota; Fungi; Ascomycota; Sordariomycetes; Hypocreales; Ophiocordycipitaceae. The coding region runs from base 1 to 1494 and encodes 497 amino acids. The record is from RefSeq and is a predicted model, not a curated record. Gene Ontology annotation, molecular function: mRNA binding.
AUGGCCGCCACGGGCUUCCUGCCACCGUCACAGGGCUUCCGGCCCUUGCCUCCCUCGCAGUCGCCCUACCCGCUCAACAUGUCGUCGGCCCAUCUCUUUGAACGCGAAUCCUGCAGGCCCGUCGGCUCUCCCUUUUCCAAAUCGCCCUCGCCCAUGGUUCGUGUCCUCAUCCGCCGUCUGCCGCUCAACACCUCGGAAGAAUCCCUGCGUCUGAUGGUGGUUUGGUCCAAGGAGCUGGCCGACGUCGAAUUGCUUCCCGUCGACAGGUCCGAAGACGAGGGAUUCCGCUCGGCCUUGCUGAGGUUUCGAAGCAUGGCUGGCGCCAUGGAGGCCAAGCACAUGCUCGACGGCCGCUCCAACAUCUCCAACGACGCCGAAAUGAUUGUCGAGAUCCUUGCCUCCAGUCCCGCCUCCACAAGGCGGCACGCGGCUGAGCAGACGCCGUCCAGUGCUACCUCGUCGGCCGCCUCUUCAGCUCCCGGCUCCCGGCAGCCCUCGCGCUUCAAUGGCGUCUUCCCGCCCAUGGACAAAAUCUCCCCGACCUCCAACAGCGCUUUCCCGGCCCACGAAUUCCUCAACAAGGACUCGAGCGCCGUCUUCCACAGCAUGUUCUCCCCCCAAUCUCCCAUCGGGAGCCACCUGUCCGAUCGACCGAGGAUUUCGGGCAAGACGCUCAUCAGUAACGAUCCUGGCGACGAUGACGAGACGAGCGACCUGCUCAAGGACCCUGUCGCAUACGCCGAGAGCGGCGCCAACUCCCAGCGCAGGGCCACGGCCCCACACCUCCCCAUCAACCGCAUGGCGGGCCUCUCGCUCAACACCGCCCUCGGCUACCCGGUUGGCGGCCACGGAUACCAGCCGCGACACAAUUUCCCGCCGGUCAACCCGGCCGAUCAAAACCCGCCGUGCAACACGCUCUAUGUCGGAAACUUGCCCAUCGAUACGUCCGAAGAGGAGCUCAAGGCCAUGUUCUCCAAACAGCGCGGAUACAAGCGACUCUGUUUCCGAACAAAACAGAACGGACCCAUGUGCUUUGUCGAGUUCGAGGACAUCUCCUUCGCCACAAAGGCGCUUCACGAGCUGUAUGGGCAUCCUCUGCACAACAGUGUCAAGGGCGGCAUUCGGCUCAGCUUCUCCAAGAACCCCCUGGGCGUCCGUUCUGGACAGGGCCCCGGCCAAGGCUCGUCAGGGUCGCCCGGGGGCGUCAACGGCAUCAUGUCCGGCAGCGCGAGUGGAUUCACGACUGCCCACGGUCCCCCACCGGGCCUGGCUGCUCCUCCCGGGCUAGGCGCAGGCCGAGGCGGCUCGUACAACUUGACGACAUCCAUGAACACGGGCGGAAAUCACCCGCAUCACACGAGCAUGUCUGGCUUUCCUGGUGGGCCGAAUCACCCGUGGAAUGCGCCCUUGUACAACAACGGGGUGGCCGCGGGCCCAAACGCACCCCUGCACGCCAACCCGGCCUAUCUUCCCCGGCACAUGAUGGGGAGGUGA